UGACUAUAGAUGUCGAUAGAAAAACAUAUGGCUACGUUUUUCACUGUGUGUUGUGAAAGUCUUUUUAUUUAUUAGAUGAUCCUGAAAAUCUGGAAUUUGAAUUUAUAAUUUAAUAUUAGAAAAAAUUAAGGAAAUUUGUAUAUGUAAAGUUCAUUUAAUUAUCGAGAGAUAUUACGAUUAUCGAAAGCGAUUGGUUUAAUCGAUAAACUCGGUGUCAAAUUUUCAACCUUUACGCGCAGGUUUGCUAUCGUUUACGAUUCUUCUUGCAGCAAUAACUGACAUCAAGAUGUCUGCAUCUGUGACAGCAAAACUUCAAGAUGACAUGAAUAGUAUACCUUUGGCAGAUGAUGAUCCUCAAGUAAUUAUUCCCGAAGAAGAAGUAUUGGACAACGCUUCUCAUUUAUCCGAUGCAUUAGGAAGAGGACGUAGUAUGGAUUCUAUUCCGUCAACUUUUACUAAUGGUAGCUGUAGCCCCAAUAGUUUAGAUCCUGAUAUUAGUCCAGAUGAACAAGAAGAGAAAGCACGGUUAAUAGCACAAGUUUUGGAACUUCAAAAUACAUUAGAUGAUCUGUCUCAGAGGGUGGAUAGUGUCAAGGAAGAAAAUUUGAAAUUACGAAGUGAGAAUCAAGUACUAAGUCAAUAUAUAGAGAAUCUAAUGUCUGCUUCAAGCGUAUUCCAAUCGACUAGUCCAAAUACUAAAAAGAAAUGAAUUCCUGUGAUCGACAUGAAAAGAUUGUAAACAUACAGGGAUCUUACGAUUGUUGUGAUUUUUCAUUCCUUAUGAAAAGUAUAUAUACAUAUAUUUGCAGCUGCCUUAUUUGAAAACAAGAACCAUAUAGUAUAAUAAUAAAUUUUAAAGUCAAUGAUAUGUGGCAUGUGUCAGAAAGACAUCUUUAUCUGAAGCUAAUGCAUACUUUUCAUAAGGAUAAAGGUUUGCUUGAAAAGCUAAUAUUUUUUUUUUUUCUUUUUUUUUUUGAAUUUAUACAUUAAGCAUUAUUCCCUCUUUAACUUGACACAUUUAAACAUGUAUAGUACUCACUUGUUUUUGUUGCUUUUAAGUGAUGGCAGAGGCUUAUAGUUAGGAACUAAUGCAUUUAUAUCGAUCAUCGAUUACCAAAGAAUCUUAUUAAAUUCUUUUUUAUAAUUUAUAAGAUAAUCGAAUAAUAUAAGCCUUAUUUUUAUUAUUGUUAACGAAUGUUAUCUUAAGGGCUUCUACCUGGUCACACCAUUUCAAUUAGGUUUUUCAAAUCUUAUCUCUUUGUAUUAAUAGUAACAAGACUUUAUUGAGACAACGUCAUUUUAUACUUUAAGCUUUUGCUUUAAGAGUUCUAAUAACAUAUGUAUGCAAUGUAUGUAGAUGUACAAAGAAGAUAAAACCAAUUAUAUAAAAUAUUAUUAUAUAAUAUACAUAUACACAGAAGCGUGCUAAUGUGCACACAUUAUACACACGACAAGUAAUUACAUAUUGUACGUACAUACAUACACAUACUACGAUCGGAACUAUCGAGUAAAUAAGAAAUCGAUGUUUAGACUCUCUGCUGCAAGCAGAGUAUGUAGAAUAUUUCGAUCGUAUUUUCAUGAAUAUCUUUGACCUGUUGCACCAUGUUUGCAGCAUAACAAUUAUGAAUGUUAAUAAUCGAGCGUACCGCGAAUUACAACUGCGACUUGCGAAAAAGUUUCAGUUCGAGGGCACAAGCAAAAUGCACAAUCUCAAACUAUUCCAUUGUUGAGUAACACAGUGUUAUAAUAAACAUUAUAUUCUAUUGGAUUA
This is a messenger RNA of Vespula pensylvanica (western yellowjacket), 1771 nucleotides long. RefSeq names its product short coiled-coil protein B. The record is from RefSeq and is a predicted model, not a curated record. Gene Ontology annotation, cellular component: trans-Golgi network. The coding region runs from base 287 to 709 and encodes 140 amino acids. NCBI's taxonomy places the organism in Eukaryota, Metazoa, Arthropoda, Insecta, Hymenoptera, Vespidae. The transcript has 4 exons.